Molecule: messenger RNA, 1146 nt
Organism: Aspergillus nomiae NRRL 13137
Lineage: Eukaryota; Fungi; Ascomycota; Eurotiomycetes; Eurotiales; Aspergillaceae
Product: Zn(II)2Cys6 transcription factor domain-containing protein
Exons: 2
Coding region: 1-1146 (381 amino acids)
Biological process (GO): regulation of transcription by RNA polymerase II
Molecular function (GO): zinc ion binding; DNA-binding transcription activator activity, RNA polymerase II-specific
Source: RefSeq, a predicted model, not a curated record
AUGCCUCCUCGAAGAUCCCAUAAGAAGUCACGCACUGGCUGUCUGCAGUGUAAAAAGAGACGAGUAAAGUGUGACGAGCGAGGCCCUCCUUGCAAAAACUGCACCACUCGGGGGAUAGAAUGCGCCUAUUCUAGCACGCCCGCUGGGGCUCGCAUGCCCGACACAUUGUCCGUGAGCCCUGGCUCUCCGCAGGUGUCUCUAAGCCCAAACAACGUAUCCAGUCAAUCACCAAUAACCACGACGCACUAUGAUCUACGCUCCUUAGAGCUCAUGCACAAAUUCUCCACGGAGACCUACUAUAGUCUGUCCAGCGACGCACUAGACCACCGUGUGUGGCAAACCACCAUGCCCCGCAAGGCACUGGAACAUGACUUCCUCUUGGACGGCAUCUUGUCAAUUGCGUCAUUGCACACGGCUGCGACAAAAGGACCCAUAGAGGCACGCUCAUAUAUCGACACAGCAUUGGAAUACCAAAACCGAGCAUUAACCCCCUUUCGACAGGCUCUUAACAACAUCUCGCCGGCGAACUGCGACGCCAUUUAUGCCUACUCCCUUAUCACCAUCGCGAGCCGUAUAGCAAUGCCCCAUUUAGCAAUUGGCGACAACGAAGGCCCAAACAUGAUUGAGAACAUUCUACACGUCUUCGAGCUACUGCAAGGUACCACUGAGAUCUCAAAGAUGACCCGUGCCUGGUCGGCGCAGAGCUCUUUCUCCACAGCCGCGGAUUACUGGGCCCCAGCAGCCAAGCGACUAGAUAGCGAAACCGAAGAAGCCUUCACCCGUUUAACGGCGGUCAACAAUCAAAAGAAUAGCACUCUGCCCGAGGCGCAUCGUAUGACGGACGAGGCGAUCGACCUGCUGCGACGCUGCUUCUGUCGGUACAGCACGACGAAAGACCCAGGCUCGGUCAUUACUUGGCUCGCUGUAGUUAACAGGCGAUUUGUUGAUACGCUCAGGGGUCUUGAGCCUAUUUCGUUACUUAUUCUGGGACAUUGGGGGGUUUUGCUCGGUCAGCUGGAUGGGAAGAUAUGGUGGGCUUCGAACUCAGGCAGAGCUUUGGUCACUGAUAUCUUGGGUGUUGGUGGGAGGGGUGAUGUUGAGUAUGGGGAUGCUUGGUUGUGGCCGAAGCGGCAGUUGUAUUUAUGA